GGGCAGGGUUCAAAUUUAACCCUUUGCUGCUGGGUUUUCCUUCCAAGAUACUUUGGUUGCACGUGUGUUUUUCUGUGUACUGCUUGCGCUGAACAGCGUGGGGAAGGUGGACCUAGCAGCAGAGGAAAGAAUCGGAGGUAAGUUAUCAAAGGACUCGUUCUCACGAAUCUUCUUCUCCUUGUUUAGAUAAGUUGCUACCCGUUCUGUGGAUAAAUCAGCUGGAUCCGGGAUCCGCUGCAGAUUCCGAGGUUUCUGUUGGAAGAAACCAAAUUUCACUCUCUUUUGGGUGUUCCAGGGAGAGAUGCCCGUAGUGAUCGGCUUUGAGGGGAGCGCCAACAAGAUCGGAAUUGGGAUUGUAAAAGAUGGGGAAGUGCUGAGCAAUCCACGAAGGACCUAUGUAACCCCUCCGGGACAAGGUUUCCUUCCAGGUGACACGGCACGCCACCACCGUUCUUGCGUCCUUACUGUGUUGCGUGAGGCCCUGGAAGAAGCUGAGUUGAAACCUGAGGACAUUGACGCAGUGGCUUUCACCAAAGGUCCAGGAAUGGGUGCUCCCCUGGUGACUGUGGCUGUUGUGGCCAGGACAGUGGCCCAGUUGUGGAGGAAGCCGCUUCUCGGAGUGAAUCAUUGUGUCGGACACAUUGAGAUGGGGAGGCUUGUGACUGGUGCGAAGAACCCAACAGUGUUGUAUGUCAGCGGCGGAAACACUCAGGUCAUUGCCUACUCUGAACAUCGCUAUCGUAUUUUUGGGGAAACUAUAGAUAUCGCUGUAGGAAACUGCCUGGACCGUUUUGCUCGAGUGUUGAAGAUCUCAAAUGAUCCCAGUCCAGGCUACAACAUCGAACAGAUGGCCAAGAAGGGUCAAAAGUUGAUCGAGCUUCCCUAUACAGUGAAAGGCAUGGACGUGUCCUUCUCUGGGAUUCUGUCCCACAUAGAGGAUGUGGCUCACAGAAUGCUGUCUGCAGGAGAAUGCACUCCAGAGGACCUCUGCUUCUCUCUACAGGAAACCCUCUUUGCAAUGCUGGUGGAGAUAACCGAACGAGCUAUGGCACACACUAGCUCCAGCGAGGCAUUAAUUGUAGGCGGCGUUGGCUGUAACGAGCGACUCCAAGAGAUGAUGGGGAUCAUGUGCAGGGAGAGAGGAGCCCGGCUCUUUGCAACGGAUGAAAGGUUCUGCAUUGACAAUGGUGCCAUGAUCGCACAAGCUGGUUGGGAAAUGUUCCGGUCUGGCCAAAUCACAGCACUUGAAGAUUCGUGGAUUACACAAAGGUAUCGUACAGACGAAGUGGAGGUAACAUGGCGAGAUUAAGGGUUUCUUUUUGCCUGAAAACAUUCCUCAGUUUGGAAGCCGUGAAGUGAAAGUAGCUGAAAGGCUUAAGAGAUACACAUUUGUAAAAAAAAAAAACAACCCAGAGACAAUCACUUUUUUGGCUUAAAAUAAAUGAUUUGAUUUUGUA
Molecule: messenger RNA, 1457 nt
Organism: Pseudonaja textilis
Lineage: Eukaryota; Metazoa; Chordata; Lepidosauria; Squamata; Elapidae
Source: RefSeq, a predicted model, not a curated record